AACGGCCAGAGAGAAAGAGAGAGGGAGAGAGAGCGAAUGUGUGAGCGCUGCGGCGGAGUUCCUAUAGGGCCUGCGAGGAAAGAACUAGGAGGACAACGAGAAACAAGAUUUCUUCUGAAUGUGUCCACACCGGAGCUGAUCGGUACAGUGGCCGUUUCCAUCCACAUUCUAUCUGCCUCCCGAUCUGCCGGAGUUAACCUGUAAAGAGAGACUCCAUGAAAAAUGUCAGAGGAGUCGAUUGUCAUUGCCAAGUGGGACUACACGGCGCAGCAGGACCAAGAACUUGACAUUAGAAAAAACGAGCGCUUGUGGCUCCUGGACGACACGAAAACAUGGUGGCGGGUACGAAAUGCAUCCAACAGAACGGGCUUCGUUCCCUCCAACUAUGUCGAACGCAAGAACAGUCUGAAGAAAGGGUCUCUGGUGAAAAAUAUCAAAGAUACUUUUGGCCUGGGAAAAACGAAACGCAAGACAAGCACACGGGAAGCCUCUCCCACGCCCAGCACGGAUGAGUACUCGUCCAACGGGAGCGGUGCCGAGCGGAUCUACGACCUGAACACCCCUGCGGUGGUGAAGUUCACCUACAACGCGGAGCGUGAGGAUGAAUUGAGUCUGGUUAAGGGCACUCGAGUGAUGGUGAUGGAGAAGUGCAGCGACGGCUGGUGGAAGGGCAGCUAUAAUGGCCAGGUGGGCUGGUUCCCUUCAAACUACGUCCAGGAAGAUGAGGUGGAGGACACGUCGGCCGAAAUGCCCGUGGUCUUCUCCUCGCGGCCGGGCCUCAGUAACGGUCAGGCACCUAAGGUCCUUCAUACCGUUCAGACGCUGUACCCCUUUAGCUCCGUCACGGACGAGGAGCUGAACUUCGAGAAGGGCGAGACGAUGGAGGUGCUGGAGAAGCCAGAGAACGACCCAGAAUGGUGGAAGUGCAAGAACUGCAGGGGGCAAGUGGGCUUGGUGCCGAAAAACUAUGUGAUUGUGCUCAACGACGGGCCUUUGUCAACGGCAUCGAGCUCCCACUCUCAGCAAAACAGCCACACGGGGCCUUCGCAAACGGGGCUGUUCGCAGGACAGGACUGGUACUACGGUGGCAUUACGAGGCACCAGGCGGAGUGCACCCUGAAUGAAAGAGGGGUGGAGGGAGACUUCCUCGUGCGGGACAGCGAGUCCUCUCCGAGUGAUUUCUCCGUGUCCCUGAAAGCAGUCGGGAAAAACAAACACUUCAAGGUGCAAUUGUCGAAUGGAGUCUACUGUAUCGGUCAACGGCGCUUUAAUACUAUGGAUGAACUUUUAGAGCACUACAAGAAAGCUCCCAUCUUCACGAGCGAACAUGGAGAGAAGCUUUACCUUGUCAAAGCCCUCCAGUGACCUUCCACACAAAAAUGAGCCUUAGGGCCAGACCAGAUCUGACCUCCUCACACUGAGCCAAGUGAUGUCUGAAACUACUCAAUGGUCAUUUCUCACCAGCAACCAGAGAGAUAAAGAAGAAGAGACUUUGCUACAGCGCUGGUCACAUAGAUUUCGAGUAAUGCUGCAUUGUGUCCUCUUUUCGUUGAGGUUUACGUUGUCUCUGCGUCUUCAUACUGUUUUAGUAUUUGAUUAUGAAUAAUGAAUAUCGCCAAGUGAUCAUAAAUAAAAAGCCUUCAUAAAUACUGGUCAUACAGAGAUACUUAAGAUUCAGUAGCACAAUCCUCAAGUCUUCAAAGUGCUGGUUCUUAUACGGACAAGGAGGAAUUACAGGAAACUGUAUGUACAUAGGAGUUGCCAAAGAGAGUGUUGGUGACAGACAGGUACUUGUCUCCCCCUGGUGGAUGAACUUUGAAACGUAAACAGGAGGUCUGUCUUUUAUAAGAAUGUUUUGUAGAUGCUUAACCAAAUGUGCCACCGUCACACAUUCAAAGCACUGCUCAUCUGUUAUAUAAGAAAACUAUAUUCACCUCAUUUUAUGAUGAGAAAUGAUUAGAUCUGUAUCAACAUAACUUCAAUAUAUUACAGUUUCGAUUUCAGGUUUAUGGUUUUGCUCAUUUACGAACGAGUCCAUUCAUCAUUUAGUUUCCGAGCUUUUAGUAAAAAUCUAAAAGAAAUGAAUGUUACUGAGGAUUGUUAUUUAAUACCAUGUUUAUUUAAAUGAGAGGUAAGAGCUGAGAAGUCAUGUAAUGAGCUCCACAACCAAGAUUUGUGUGCAAAAUGUUAAUAUAAUUUUGUUUAAUUAAACAUUUUGCAAAAUUAA
Molecule: messenger RNA, 2227 nt
Organism: Misgurnus anguillicaudatus (oriental weatherfish)
Lineage: Eukaryota; Metazoa; Chordata; Actinopteri; Cypriniformes; Cobitidae
Gene: nck2b
Product: NCK adaptor protein 2b
Biological process (GO): cell migration; negative regulation of endoplasmic reticulum stress-induced eIF2 alpha phosphorylation; negative regulation of PERK-mediated unfolded protein response
Cellular component (GO): cytoplasm
Molecular function (GO): receptor tyrosine kinase binding; signaling adaptor activity
Source: RefSeq, a predicted model, not a curated record